Molecule: messenger RNA, 3300 nt
Organism: Talaromyces atroroseus
Lineage: Eukaryota; Fungi; Ascomycota; Eurotiomycetes; Eurotiales; Trichocomaceae
Exons: 1
Coding region: 1-3300 (1099 amino acids)
Molecular function (GO): protein binding
Source: RefSeq, a predicted model, not a curated record
AUGGCAAACCUUUCCAAAUCUGAUAGACAAGUUGAUAUCAAAAGAGUCUUGACCUUGCUCCGAAACAUCGAUGCGAAGAAGCGCACUACAGAUGAUUAUGGAAUUAUAAUCAAGUCCCUACUUAAUGCGGGCCACCUAUCUGCAGUCGAAAUCAUCUGUGAUGAAGCCAUUGAACAGGGCGUCGAAAUAAACGCAUGGUUCCUGGCUCUUAAAAUUGCAUUUCAGUGUUCAAGAUGGCAAGACCUUUCAUAUAUUUGGAGCCAAGGUCACAUCGAGGUUUCUCAAUUACCAUCAAUCUUAGAUUCUGUCAGUGACCCGGCUAAUUCAGUCACUUCUUUCUUGGAGUUUCUUGAGGGUCUCUCGGCAACAUCGAGCGAUCUGGAACUCUCAUCUCGUCUCAUUGAUGUCGUGUUCACGUCGGACGUGAUCAUGUCGGAAAUAGCUGUCGAGACUGUACUAUCUUUGACCCAGAGGUCAUCUAACUUGGGUUUUCUCAACCAAGAGCAUUAUAUCUACGCCAUUGCAACUUCGCUCAGGAUUGAAACACGUCCAUCCAAAGUCAUGGCAUUGGUUCUUUAUCGAAACUUCAGGUGGCAUUUGAGCACCUGCAAACCAUCUAAACAACUUCUCCAACAAUUAUUGGAGUCUUUGGCUUCGAUAAAGACGCAUCAUGGAGUCCAAUAUCUCCUUGACGAGUUUGCAUGCUUUCAUGGCAACCCGUCUAUAGAAGCAUACAAAACAGCUCUUUCUGCAUUUUCUCGAUCUGGCGAGGUCUCCAAAACUCAAGAAACAUUUGACAAGUUGGUGGAACUCUACGGGACUUCCAGCAAGAAUCCUCGAGUUGACCACAAGACGCCAAGGACUCCGAGGUGGGUUUUACCGCUCCUUCAUGCUCAUGCUCGAUUGGGUGACUAUCCAGCGGCGGAGAGAGAGUUCCAUAAGAUCCCGCAUAUAUACAAAGUACAUCAGAGUCGAAGUUGUUGGAAUGCACUAAUCUCAGCACAUGCCAAUGCCCGGAAUCACUAUGGUGCAUUCAAGGUAUUUCGGCGAAUGCACCGGAAGGGUAUCAACCCAGACUGGUACACUUAUGGGACAAUGAUGGGUUUGUGUGCCAAGUUGGGCGAUAUUGAGAAUACAAUAGCUCUCUGUCGAAUGGCAGAGAAAAGGCAAGGCAGAAUGCCCACGGCUAUAAUGGACACGGUUGUUGAAGUUUAUUGUCGUAACCAGCGUCUCGAGGAAGCGGAGCGGGUAGCAGAAACGUGCUUAGCAUUUGCUCUGUCUGGAUCACGCACUCGGAUGUGGAAUGUCUUGCUAUGGUCUCACGCAUUCAGAGCAGAUCUUGACUCUGUGUCGCGGAUCCAUAAUCGCAUGAAGCAGGCGGGUAUAGAGUUUGACGAAAUGACAUACGCCGCGUUAAUGCUGUGCUUUGUGAUUGUCGGACGGACUAAUUCAGCCCGACGUCUUCUCAGAGGCCUACAACGCGGUCGACGAAUCCAAGCCACGGAAUUUCACUAUACGCUCGUGCUUUAUGGGUUUGUGAAAGAAGACAACCGGGACAUGAUCUAUCUCACUUACAAGGAAAUUGAAGAGAGGUUUGGAAAUCCCGGCAUGAGCGCUCGCCUUCUCUUGAUGAGGAGUGCUCUUGGAAGGGACAUUUUGGUAAGAACUCCUCAGACGGAUAACCCUGCAGAUCCAGGCUAUCGUUUGUCAUUAUCUGAGGAUCUUCUCUUCCAAGCCGUCUUGGAUUUUGAUCAACGGCAAUUUGCGAACAAGUAUCCCCGCCCAGGAACGAGCAGCUUACCGAAACACGAAGCCUUUCCUUCAGUUUUCUAUGAACCUGUUUUGAAGGCAUAUGGCUCGGAAGGAAUGCAUUUCCGGGCGGAACAAUUACUCAAAGAGUAUGCGAAAGAUAUGGACUCCGCCAUAGCCUCGGACCAGAGCACUGUUUCUCCGUCCUUGCGCUUCCUGUCCGUGUUAAUGGAAGUGUAUUCACAUGCCGACAAGUUUGAAACUGUUCAAAAUUGCUGGGAACUGGCGUUACAAAAAGCAGCCAACAUAAUAAAGCGCAUCCCUCUCAGUCAAUCACCAAUCGACGAGUCACCCCUGUCAAUCCCUGAGAAUGUGACGGAAGUAUCUACCGAUGAUAUUUCACAAUAUGGAAGCUCGUUUCAUUCCUCCACUGAGGAUCCUACACUCCUAGCUUUUGAGAGGCUGUCACGGUCGCCUGUUCGUGGUUUAUCAGAAUCUACUUCCGAUAACUUGCCUGAGUCAUCUUUCGAGGGUUGGUCGGCGUCAUCUUCACACCAAGACCUGGCAUCAAACCCUGAAGAUCAUGACAUGGGGUACUUGCCAUAUCCAGAAGAAGAAUCUAUUAUUUCAUCUCAACGUUUCAUCUUGUCUCGACACUUCUCUUUAUAUAUGAGAAGUGUGGGUAAAGUGGGCCAAGCGUCGAAGCUGCCAGAGUUGGUGGAGGAUUAUCAAAAGCGUGGAUUCGCCAUGACAUCUGAAAAUUGGCUUACUUAUGUCCGAACACUUGCUGCCUCGAACGCAGAAUCUGAACAGUUGAUGGCCUUCUCCACAUUCGAGCGUAUCUUCAUGCCCUACUUUCCUGGUUGGCGUCGGUUGGCCCGCGGGGUUCAGUUUAAACCCCAAGGGGUCCCUGGCACCCUUGACCUAUUGGACAAACGUCCAAGAGGCGAACACAAAGAUACACUUGGAAAGAAAGCUGUUCGAUUCUGGUCUAAAGUCAAUCCCACGUGGAUGUAUCCUACGUACAACGUGAUGAUUUUCCUUGCUGCCACUUUGAAAGACUUCAGGGACAGAAGUCUUACCGAGGGAAGACAGCAGCUGGAUACCCUUUCCUCGGUGGCUCCAUUAACUUUGGAGGCAAUAGAAUUGAUGCCCCAUUUGCGUGAAAAGUUCCAAGGCAUACUUCUUAGAAACCAAGUGGAACAGGGCGAUUUAAGUCCAUUAAGGCGUCGAAAAUACGUGUGGACAGGCGGAGUUCUAGGCGUUGGUGGAAAGCAGCGGUCAGAGCAGCCUCCAGAAGAAUAUGAAGCUCAGCUGGAAACUUCCCUGCUUGGAAGUGAUAUUCCUUCAGCUGAUCAAGCGCCUAGCCAAGGUCUGUCGCAAACCGCAGGCACAGACGACGAUGAACCUGAGGGGCGUAUUGAAGAUACAGAAGGCACACUAGAACCCCGGGACGAACAUGAUAUUGAAAUUGAGACGCUCCUUCGGUCGAGAAGUCGAGAAUUAGGCAUUGAUCCUGUUCAAGAAGAAGAGACUCUUGAUGGAAGAUAG